Messenger RNA from Penaeus vannamei (Pacific white shrimp), 8426 nucleotides. Lineage: Eukaryota; Metazoa; Arthropoda; Malacostraca; Decapoda; Penaeidae. The record is from RefSeq and is a predicted model, not a curated record.
GCGGGGAGCGCAGUGUUGCUUCAACCAUUAGCGAGAACGGGUGUGCGCGGCAUUAUUUCCCGCUGACACCCUGAAAAGUGAGUGUAGCGUGGUGAGACUGGACAUGUCACACUGGUGAUUCACACUGGGGUCUCCGUGUCACGAUGUCCCGGUGCUGAGAGUGCCAGGGCCACCGGCAGUGCGUGGCCCCCUGCUCUAUCUCAAGCGUGAGUGAGUGUGCGUGAGAGUGAAAUCAGACUGUACCUCUGCACCACCACACUAUCGCCAUCAUGGGGCCGGAACACCUAGGAUCUGCCUUCCUUCAUAUGGGGGACAUCGUCUCCCUGUAUGCUGAGGGCAGCGUGUCGGGAUUUAUCAGCACACUCGGGCUGGUCGACGCCCGAUGUGUUGUGAAUCCCAGUGCAGGAGAUCUCACGAAUCCGCCCAAGAAAUUCAGAGACUGCCUGUUCUGCAUUUGCAUGAGCAACCGCUACUCGGCCCAGAAGCAGUUCUGGAAGGCCGCGAAGCAGAGCGGUCACUCGGCCACGGAUCCCACCCUCCUCAACCGCCUGCACCAUGCAGCAGAGACAGAAAAGAGACAGAAUGAAGCAGAAGGAAAGAAAUUACUGGGACAAGUCAUCCAGUACGGGCGCACUAUACAGCUCCUUCACCUGAAAUCCAACAAGUACCUGACCGUGAACAAGCGACUGCCGGCGCUGCUGGAGAAGAACGCCAUGCGGGUCUACCUGGACGCCAACGGCAACGAGGGGUCGUGGUUCUACAUCAACCCAUAUUACAAGCUUCGGCUCACGGGGGACAAUGUGGUCGUCGGCGACAAGGUGAUUCUCAGCCCUGUGAACGCCCAACUGCACGUGUCCAGCAUGAACGAUCUUCCUGACCAUCCAGGCUGUAAAGAGGUGAAUGUCCUGAACUCGAUGACGAGCUGGAAGAUCUCGCUCUUCAUGGACCACAGGGAGAAUCAGGACGGUAUCCUCAAAGGGGGAGACGUGAUACGCCUUUUCCACGCGGAACAAGAGAAGUUCCUCACCAUGGACGAAUACAAGAAGAAGCAUUGCGUUUUCCUCAGGACGACGGGGCGGACCACGGCCACCACUGCGACAUCUAGUAAAGCCCUGUGGGAGGUCGAGAAGGUGGUCCAACACGACCCAUCGAGAGGAGGUGCAGGACACUGGAAUUCCUUGUUCCGCUUCAAGCACCUUGCCACAGGACACUACCUCGCAGCCGAGAUCGACGAGGAUCCCACGCCCGACCCUACCAGGACCAAACUGAGAGAACAAAUAUUGAAGCAACAGUCAAUAGACUCGGGGAGUUCGGACGGCCGGCGGAGAAAAACAGGGUUGUGGAGGGGCGCCACAGAUCCCAAUGGUGGGCCAGUGUAUCAGCUGGUCUCAGUGCCCCUAAGCAAUGACAUAGCCUCCAUUUUUGAGCUUGAACCCACCACCCUGAUCCGAGGAGACUCCAUGGUCCCACAGUCCUCAUAUGUGAGGUUGCGGCACCUUUGCACAUCCACAUGGGUUCAUUCUACAUCAAUUCCCAUUGACAAGGAUGAAGAGAAGCCUGUUAUGUCAAAGGUUGGCUGUGCACCCAUCAAAGAAGACAAAGAAGCUUUCUUUUUGGUGCCUGUACAUGCAAAGGAAGUGAGAGAUCUUGACUUUGCAAAUGAUGCGAGUGAGGUUUUAGCCAAGCAUGCAAAAAAGCUUGAAAAAGGAGCUAUCCCUCAAGCAGAAAGAAGAUCCCUGAUAUUUUUGCUACUUGACCUUGUAUAUUUUAUUGCUGAGAAAGAGCAUGAACAAAACAAAAGUGAACCUUUAGCUUUAGGAUUAGAUGUGACGAAUCCUAAUAGAGAUCGACAGAAACUACUCAGAGAACAAGACAUUUUAAAACAGAUUUUCAAGAUCCUCCAGGCACCCUUUACGGAGACACAAGGUGGGGAUGGCCCUCUCCUAAGAAUUGAUGAGUUGAAUGAUCCAAGGAAUGCAGCUUAUAAGACAAUCUUCCGUCUCUGUUAUAGACUUUUAAAACUUGCUCAACAAGGAUAUAGAAAGAAUCAGGAAUAUAUUGCUCAGCAUUUUGGUUUUAUGCAAAAGCAAAUUGGGAUUGAUGUCUUGGCAGAAGAAACAAUUACAGCGUUACUUCACAAUAACCGCAAACUGUUAGAAAUACACAUUACUGCUGCAGAGAUAGAAACAUUUGUUGGACUGGUGCGAAAGAAUAUGCAUAAAUGGGACUGGAGAUUUUUGGAUUAUUUGAAGGUGUUGUGCAUCUCUAACAACCAGGCUAUUGCUCGAACACAAGAAUUGAUUUGCAAAAGUGUGUUUAGCGAGAAGAAUAAAGACAUUCUUAUUGAAACCAGACUUGUUGAAGAGGAUAUUGAAGUUGAAGUGGAUGUUGAAGGUAGUGGUUCUAUGCUGGCCAUUGAACAGGAUGAAGAAGUUGUAUUAACUUGGAAUAAUGGAGAGUGCUCAAAGUCCAUAGAAGAGUUGGCAAGCCGGGCCACCAUGGGUGACUCAGAUGGUGGCGAGGACAAGCUCAUAUUGGAAUAUUACAGACACAUGCUGGAUCUCUUCUCCAACAUGUGCCUUGAUAGACAAUACCUAGCAAUAAAACCCCUAUCACCUUUACUCAAGAUAAACCUUAUGCUCAAAUGUAUGGAGAUGGAGAUUCUUCCGUAUGAUCUACGUGCCUCUUUCUGCCGUUUAAUGUUACACAUGCAUGUAGACUGUGAACCCCAGGAAAUGGUCACACCAGUGAAAUAUGCCAGGCUGUGGUCUGAAAUUCAGCCACAGAUGUCUAUUGCUGACUAUGACAAGCAUGCAGCCCUUCAUAGUGCUGAGGCUGCAGAGACUACAUUCAGAGAAGUCAUCCUCUUUGUUGAGGAAUACCUGUGUAAUGUAGUGGACAAGAUGUGGAGCUUUUCGGACCCUGAACAGAAUAAGCUGACAUAUGAGGUUGUGCAUCUUGCAAGGUACCUUAUCUACUUUGGAUUCUAUAGCUUCAAUGACCUGUUGAGGCUCACAAAGACCCUACUGUCAAUCUUAGAUUGUUCGUUUGACAGUGAUACAAAAUAUUUUCCCAACAACAUUCCUGCUGGAAGGAUAAGCGCAGACAGAGGGGGUGUGAUAAAGACUCUCGGAGACAUGGGCGCCGUUGUGACAAACUUGGCUCUAGGGACCAACAGGAUGGGCACCAGGAUCUCCGGUGGAGGGACUGGUCGUAAGAAGAAGUCAGGAGCGGCAGAUAAGGAGGAUCUCUUUGUCAUGGACACCAAGCUCAAGAUCAUAGAAAUUCUAGAGUUCAUUCUCAAUGUGCGUUUGGACUACAGAAUCAGUUGUCUAUUAUCCAUCUUUAAGAAAGAGUCUGAUGAGAAUCCAAGUUCUUUAACUGGAGAUGGAAUCUCUCAAGGCCUGAAAAAUAAAAAUCUUGAAAAUAUUUGGGCUCAGGCUCAAAACAUUUUUGAUGAAACGAAAGAAAGCUCAUGCCUAGAUUUGGAUGGCGAAGGUGGGAAGAAGUUUUUGCGUGUUUUGUUGCAUCUGGUCAUGAGUGGAUAUGCACCUUUGGUCUCACGAUCGCUACAGUUGCUCUAUCGUCACUUCUCUCAGAGGCAGGAAGUUCUUCAAAACUUCAAACAGGUUCAACUUCUGGUUCAAGAUGGAGAUGUAGAAUCAUACAAGCAAAUAAAAGAAGACUUGGAUGAUUUGCGCAACUUGGUUGAAAAAUCAGAACUCUGGGUCUACAAGCCACGCACCACUGAGGAAGAUGGAGGUGGAACCAAAAAGAAAAAGAAAAAGGCAAAGGAAGAUGAUGAUGACGAUGGUGAGAGUAAACCAAAGAAGCAUCCUGCACCUAUGUUGUCAUCGCAGGACAAGCAGGGUUCAGCCAUUGACCUUGGACUUGGUCCACCCUUAGAGCCUGACCAGUUGGAGAACUACAAACGCAUACAGCAGAUUCUAGUUAGAAUGAAUAAACUGUGUGUGACUCAGUCAGCCCAUGGACACUUGACACCCAAGAGAAAUGAACAGCGACUCUUGAGGAACAUGGGCAUCCACUCUGUUGUUUUGGAUCUACUUCAGAUUCCUUAUGAUAAAAAGGAGGACAAACGUAUGAAUGAACUUAUUGAGCUCGCACAUCAGUUUCUUCAGAACUUCUGCUUAGGUGACCGUCAGAAUCAAGCACUCCUUUACAAGAGAAUUGACCUCUUCCUUAAUCCUGGGGUUAAAGAAGCCUACAUCAAUUUCCUCAAUCACUGCUACAUUGAUACAGAAGUUGAGAUGAAAGAGAUCUAUAAUUCCCACCACAUUUGGAGUUUGUUUGAGAAGUCUUUCCUGGUUGAUAUGGGCAGAGUUGCCACCGCUCCACCUGAUAGAAGGCACGCUGACAAAGCCUUGGAAAACUAUGUAAUCAACUCCCUCAUGAAUAUCAUCACAACAUUCUUCAACAGUCCAUUUUCUGAUCAAAGCCAGACAAUUCAGAAAUACCUGGACGAGGCUCGCGACUUCUGGGGACAGCCUUAUGUUCAGCAGUACAGUUCAGAAACACGGCAGCCAGUGUUUGUGCAACUGCUCCACCAUGUGUACAGAGUCAGCCAAGCCGUCUUGGGACACCAGAGAGUCAAUGUAGAGAACUGUAUUAAAACUCUUACAGAAGUUGCUCGAAAGCAUAAUAUCUCCAUUCCUAGUGACCUAGAAGCUCAGGUUGUAAGCAUGUCCCAGCGCACUAACAUCAUCAUGUCCAGGACGGCCACCCAGUGGAGCAAAAGAGCCACACGAAGGGAUGCUUCGUCUACAUCUCUAUCUGGUAAGAUGGAUCACCUGGUAAUCGAGCAAGACUUUCACUCUGUGGUGUCAGUGCUGGAAGCGGAGCUUCGUCCAUUGGUUACUGCUGAGUUAUCUGUCCUGGUGGACAUUCUAUACCAACCACACUUGCUCUUCAGACCGGAUAGUGAAGCCAGUAUUAAGUGCCAGAAUGGAGGUUUCAUUUCUAGGCUUAUUCGUCACUGUGAGGUGUUGCUGGAGGAGAAAGAUGAGAAGCUCUGUAUACAAGUUCUGAAGACACUCAAGGAUAUGAUAACAGACUCAGAGUAUGGAGAGAAGGGAGAUGCAUUGCGAGAGCUGCUUCUGAAUAGGUAUUUUGACCAGUGGUCAAAGAGGGAGGCUGCAGAUUACAACACAAGGCAGUCACCAAGCCAAGGAGAUAUAGUUCAGCGUCGUUCAGGAAAAACGCUAGCAGAGGUACAGUGUGACUUGGCCAAGAAAGGAGCAGCAGUUUUGGUGGUGGACUUAGUGAUGAAAAGCCAAAAAUGCAACAGGAUAUUUGUAGAGGCAGUGGAACUAGGUAUAGCACUGCUUGAAAAUGGUAACCGAGAGAUUCAGGAUAUGCUCUACAAUAAACUGAGAGAGAGUGAUAAAUCACAAAACUUUUUUAAGGUGUUUAGUACCAAAAUGAAAGAAGCAGUACAGGAGAUUCGCAACACUGUCACAGUCAACACCUCAGACAUAAGUGCUAAAAGUAGCGAUGAUAAAGAUGUGCAGAAGGAUGGAGACAAGUUAACGAGAAAGAAAGGAGCAGUCCACAAGCUCAAUGGUCUAGUAAUGAAUGACGAGAUCCGAGAAGAACUUUCUGCAGCAGCAUCUGUGACCUCCCAGGCCUAUACAAAUAUUAGAGCUGGAAAUACAGGUGAUGAUAACAACUUAGGGAUAAGUCCACUAGAAGAAGCCUCUGAUUUUGGAGGUCGAGGUAAUAAGGAAGCUGCUGCCGACAACCCAAAGCUCUCAGAGAAGAUUAGUGUGAUGGAACCAGUAUUGAGAUUUCUGCAGUUACUCUGCGAAAACCAUAAUCUUUAUCUACAGAAUUACUUGAGGGACCAAAGGAACAAGACAAAUUACAAUCUUGUCAGUGAGACUUUGAUGUUCCUGGACUGCAUCUGUGGAUCAACGACUGGUGGACUGGGCCUUCUUGGACUGUACAUCAAUGAGCACAAUGUCUCCCUCAUUAACCAGACUCUGGCGACUCUCACAGAGUACUGUCAGGGACCAUGUCAUGAGAAUCAGAAUUGCAUUGCAAUGCAUGAAUCCAAUGGCCUCCACAUCAUCACAGCUCUAAUUUUGAGUGACAUUAACCCCCUUGCCAAGACACGAAUGGAUCUGGUCUUGGAGCUGAAAAACAAUGCCUCAAAGCUGCUCCUGGCCAUCAUGGAGUCUAGAGCUGACUCUGAGAAUGCGGAACGCAUUCUCCAAAGCAUGAACAUUGAUCAGCUGAAAAAUGCUCUUGCAUUUGUUUAUGGUCUCUACCUUGAGGAACAAGAACAAAAGUGGAAAGACAGAGUUGAUAAGGAUGAAAAGCUGGAUGUGGUGUGUAACCUGUAUCAUCAGGAGAGCAUGGAUGAUGACGAAUUCUUUGAUGAUGGAACAGCAGAAAAUGAAGAUGGAGUAUCUCCAAGGGAGGUGGGCCACAAUAUAUACAUCCUUUGCCAUCAGUUAGCCAAACACAACAAGGACCUAGAAGAUUUACUUUCUAAAACAGGGAAUGACAAGUACACCAAAGCACUACGGCACUACAAAGAAAACACAGCACAGAUUGAGAUUGUAAGAAGUGACAGAACAAUGGAGCAGAUUGUCUUCCCAAUCCCAGAAAUUUGCAAAUACCUGACGAAUGAGACAAAGAUCAGGGUUUACAACACUGCUGAGCGUGAUGAGCAAGCCUCGAAAGUUCCUGACUUCUUUGAGAAAUGUGAAGAAAUGUUCAGGGAGAUGCAGUGGCAGAAAAAGUUGAAGAGUCAAGCAGUGUUAUCAACCAUAAGCAACUAUAUGUCUCUGUGGGGGAGGUUGCUGUUCAUUUUAGCUGUAGUCAUCAACCUCAUUGUAGCAUUCUUCUAUCCGUAUACUAGUCAGUUGCCAAAUGUUAAUAGCCACGUGAAUGGUCUGCUGUGGGUGGUUUUGCUGAUAGCCCUAGCCAUAGUUGUAACCUUACCAAAAAAAGUAUUCAUGUACAUCCUAGGUUUCUUAUUGAUAAUGAGAGUCAUAUUCUCCUUUGGACCUGAACCGGCACUAUGGUUACUGGGGAGUGCAAACGUAUUGAUAAAAGGUGUUCACUUAGUGAGUAUAAUGGGAAAUAAAGGCACAUUCGCCAAGAGCUUCAAGCAGAAAGUAACAGAUGGAGAACUGUCGUAUCACGUGGUCUACCUGGUCUUUUGUGUGCUUGGCCUGUCUGUGCACCCAUUCUGUUAUUCAGUAUUGCUGUUUGAUGUCGUCUACAGAGAGGAGACAUUGCUAAAUGUGAUGAGGUCUGUUACCCGCAAUGGCUGGUCUAUUAUCUUGACUGCAGCACUUGCCCUUAUCUUAGUAUACUUAUUCUCCAUCAUUGGCUACACAUUCUUCAAUGAUGACUUCUUAGUGGAUGUUCCAGAGAACGUUAUGGACUGGGACACAAUACAGAAGGACAUUGAUGAAAAAGUGCAGGAGUAUGUGACAAAUCAGUUGAAGCCGCUUACAGCUGAAGGCACUUGUGAAAUUGGUGCAGAUUGCACUGAGGAUGAGGCAAAGAGUUUUGCAAAGGACGUAGCAACAGAUGUUAUUGCAUCACUGGAAGACAAGUCAAAUCUGUUGAUAGAAGUAGGUGACAAAAAGGAAAAUGCUUGCUCAUCCCUCCUCAUGUGCAUUGUCACAACACUGAAUCAUGGACUACGAAGUGGAGGAGGCAUUGGUGACAUUCUCCAGCCACAUUCAACUAAUGAAAACUACUUUGUGCCAAGAGUCAUCUAUGAUCUCCUGUUCUUCUUCAUUGUGAUCAUUAUUGUGUUGAACCUCAUCUUUGGUGUGAUUAUUGACACGUUUGCAGAUCUCAGGAGUGAGAAGCAGAAUUCUGAAGAGAUUCUGAAAAACUCUUGCUUCAUUUGUGGUUUGAAGCGUGCAAGUUUUGACAAUAAGGCAGUGAAUUUUGAGGAUCACAUAAAGCGAGAACACAACAUGUGGCAUUACCUUUACUUCUACGUACAAGUUAAUGUGAAAGAUCCUACAGAGUUCACUGGUCCAGAAAGUUAUGUUUAUACUCUGGUCAGGGAGAAAGACUUGAACUGGUUCCCACGAAUGCGCGCCAUGUCUCUCAGCAUUGGAGAAACAGAGGGAGAAGUAAAUGAUGUCCGCUGUCUCAGCGUGAAACUUGACCUCCUAAAAUCGUUAGUUGACAACCUCAUCUCACAACUUACAGAACUGAAGGAUGCGAUGUCGAAGCAGCAGAAGUAUCGCAGUCGAAGAGAAAUCCUUAGCACAACAAGCAACUACACCCAGCAGUAUGCAGCCCCAGCUGGGCCUAUGGAUCUCAUACAACAGUACCAGGCAACCUGACCAGAAUAUUACUAACAAAUGAAUUAAUGCAACAAAUAGACAGGCUGUUUGUGUUUAUGUAUAUAUAAUAAAUUCCUUUUUUUCAUG